Neltuma alba is the source of this 3363-nucleotide messenger RNA. RefSeq names its product ABC transporter G family member 24-like. Gene Ontology annotation, molecular function: ABC-type transporter activity; ATP binding; ATP hydrolysis activity. The transcript is spliced from 14 exons. NCBI's taxonomy places the organism in Eukaryota, Viridiplantae, Streptophyta, Magnoliopsida, Fabales, Fabaceae. The coding region runs from base 1 to 3363 and encodes 1120 amino acids. Gene Ontology annotation, biological process: transmembrane transport. The record is from RefSeq and is a predicted model, not a curated record. Gene Ontology annotation, cellular component: membrane.
AUGUGCGAACCUAGAACGAGCUCGAAGAAAUUGUUGGCAAUAUUCAUUUGGUUCGGCAUUGCGUCGCCCUUGAGCUUCUUCAAUGUGAUAGAUUGCCAAGACGUCGCCGUCGAUGACUACGAUCAAAUCCACAAUCCUGCAGUUCUUCCCCUCGUGACGCAGCUUGUGUACUCUCGAAUUUCCAAUCUCACUUCCCUUCUCAGUCAUGAAAUCGGCCAUCGUGCUAGUUUCUGCGUCAAAGAUCCGGAGACUGAGUGGAACCAAGCAUUUAACUUCUCUUCAAAUUUGGACUUCCUGAGUUCUUGCAUUCGAAAAACCAAAGGUGAUAUCACAAAACGCUUGUGUACUGCAGCAGAGAUGAGGUUUUACUUUAAUGGUUUCUUUGAAAGUUCAAGAAGCGCCGAUUUCCUAAAGCCUAACCAGAACUGCAAUUUAACCUCAUGGGUCUCUGGCUGCGAGCCAGGAUGGGCCUGUAGUGUUGGCCCACAACAGAAUGUUGACCUUCAGAAUUCAAAGGAGAUGCCCGCAAGAACUACAAAUUGUCAAGCCUGUUGUGAGGGCUUCUUUUGUCCUCAAGGCCUCACUUGCAUGAUACCUUGCCCGCUAGGUUCCCAUUGCCCUCUUGCGAGACUCAAUGAAACAACUGGUGUAUGUGAACCAUAUCUUUACCAGUUGCCUCCAAAUCAGCCGAACCAUACAUGCGGAGGAGCAAAUGUUUGGGCCGAUUUUAGUAGCAGUAUGAGCAUAUUUUGUUCUGCUGGAUCAUACUGCCCAACAACCACCAAAAAAGUUCCUUGCGGUAGUGGACAUUAUUGUAGGAUGGGUUCGACAUCUGAGAAAAAAUGCUUCAAGUUGAGUUCAUGUAAUUCAAAAACAGCAACGCAAAACCUGCAUGCAUAUGGAAUUAUGCUCAUUGCCGCUUUGAGUACAUUGCUACUCAUUAUUUACAACUUUUCUGACCAAGUUCUCACAACAAAGGAAAGGCGAGUGGCUGAAUCCAGAGAAGCAGCUGCUAGAAGUGCAAGGAACACUGCAAAUGCACGCCAAAGAUGGCAUUCUGCAAAAGAUGCUGCUAAGAAGCGUGCAAGCGAGCUGCAAGCCCAACUGUCACGCACAUUUUCUCGUAAUAAAAAGGAAGCAUCACAUUCAGGAAAACUUCAAAUUUUGGAUCAGGAAACUUCGGAAACAGACGUUGAAUUAUUGCCAGCUCUUUCUAUCACUUCAUGCUUGGAUGUUCCUUCAUCUGCAGUGCCAAAUGAAAUGAGAAAAGAACCCAGCGACCUGAUGCAGAUGGUGCAUGAGAUAGAAAAUGACCCAGACAUUGAUGAAAACUUCAGUGUCGAAAGUAAAGAAAGAAGUUUCAAGCGGAAAAUGCCCAAGGUGAAACAAUUGAAUACUCAUGCCCAGAUUUUUAAGUAUGCAUAUGCUCAACUUGAAAAGGAGAAGGCGCAGCAACAAGAAAACAAGAAUCUUACCUUCUCAGGGGUCAUUAGAAUGGCUAUCAACAGUGAACCGAGAAAAAGGCCAUUAAUCGAGAUUUCUUUCAAAGAUCUGACUCUCACUUUGAAAUCACAAAGAAAGCAUAUAUUGAGAUGCGUUACAGGUAAAAUAAAACCUGGACGCAUUACUGCUGUCAUGGGUCCUUCAGGUGCAGGUAAGACAACAUUUCUUUCAGCUCUAGCCGGGAAAGCACAUGGUUGCACAGCAACUGGUUCUAUUCUCAUAAAUGGAAAGAAUGAAUCCAUCCACUCCUACAAGAAAAUUAUUGGCUUUGUGCCACAAGAUGAUGUAGUUCACGGAAACCUUACAGUGGAGGAGAACCUUUGGUUCAGUGCACAGUGCAGGCUAUCCUCUGACUUGUCUAGACCGGAUAAAGUUCUAGUUGUCGAGAGAGUUAUUGAAUUCCUGGGACUUCAGUCAGUGCGAAAUUCCUUGGUUGGGACUGUUGAAAAGCGAGGAAUCUCAGGAGGCCAAAGGAAACGUGUAAAUGUUGGGUUGGAGAUGGUCAUGGAACCUUCACUUUUGAUCUUGGAUGAACCCACAUCCGGUUUGGACAGUGCAUCGUCUCAACUCCUUCUUAGAGCACUUAGACGUGAAUCUCUCGAGGGAGUGAACAUUUGCAUGGUCGUGCACCAACCCAGCUAUGCCUUGUUCAAGAUGUUUGAUGAUUUAAUUCUUCUGGCAAAAGGUGGUCUUACUGUCUAUCAUGGAUCAGUCAAGAAGAUUGAAGAGUACUUCGCGGGUUUUGGGAUCAAUAUCCCAGAAAGGAUCAACCCUCCAGACUACUUUAUUGACAUUCUGGAGGGUAUGUCAGUACCUGGUGGAAGCUCAGGUGUGAGCUAUAGAGAGCUUCCAAUUAAAUGGAUGCUUUAUAAUAACUACCCAGUGCCUUUUGAUAUGCAGCAGGGUGUAUCUAAAAUUGAUGUAUCACCUCAAAGUGUAAACACAGCUACUGAAAUGGAUCCUCAUGGUUCUGGCCAUCAACAAACGUUUGCUGGAGAAUUAUGGCAAGAUGUUAAACACAAUGUGGAACUGCAGGGCGAGAAGAUUAGACUUAAUUAUUCCAAAUCCAAGGAUUUAUCCAACAGGAAAACUCCUGGAGUGUUUAUGCAAUAUAAGUACUUCCUAAUAAGGGUUGGUAAGCAGAGACUACGGGAAGCUAGGAUUCAGGCUAUAGAUUACCUGAUCUUGUUACUUGCCGGAGCUUGCUUAGGAUUGCUUACAAAAUCGAGUGAACAAACGUUUGGUGCAGUUGGGUACACAUACACGGUCAUUGCUGUCUCUCUUCUAUGCAAAAUAGCAGCCUUGAGAUCCUUUUCUCUGGAUAAAAUACAAUACUGGAGGGAGAGGGAUUCCGGCAUGAGCAGCUUGGCUUAUUUUCUGUCAAAGGACACAGUUGAUCACUUUAAUACAGUGGUCAAGCCUCUGGUGUACCUCUCCAUGUUCUAUUUUCUCACCAAUCCAAGAUCUUCUUUUGCAGAUAACUACAUUGUGCUUCUCUGUCUUGUAUACUGUGUGACUGGCAUAGCUUAUGCAUUGGCCAUGUUCUUUGAACCUGGUGCCGCCCAGCUUUGGUCAGUACUUCUUCCAGUUGUUUUGACUCUCAUUGCAACAAAACAAAGAGAUAAUGACUUUCUGAAGGGUAUAGCUAAUGUCUGCUAUCCUAAGUGGGCUCUGCAAGCAUUUGUGAUUGCAAAUGCUGAGAGGUAUCAUGGAGUAUGGCUCAUAACUCGAUGUGGAUCACUUAAGGAAAGUGGCUAUAAUCUUCAUGAUUGGAAUUUGUGCGUAUUAAUCCUCAUUUGCAUAGGCAUAAUUAGUCGAGUUCUAGCAUUUUUUAGUAUGAUCACUUUCCAAAAGAAAUGA